AUGGAAGAAGAAGGAAAGACCGAGGUGGUAGCAGAGGAGAGAGAGAAAUCUCCAAACCCCGUACCAAUUGAACAAGAGGGCGAGUUUGAGGAUGAUGAUGAAAGUCACUGGCGAAGGAUGGUAAGAGAGGUUGCUGACGAGGAAGAACCACCCUCGAAAAAUCCGAAAACCGACGUUGGCAAUGAGGAUUCUUGGAGUCGCGUAACAAAUCGGAAGGAGUUCUGGCAAGAAUGGGGCAUGUUAUCAGAGCAUUUCCUUUCGCGACCAAUCCUCCGGCAUCACACAGUGGAGAAACUGCGCGUUUUGCGAGGAAGAAGGCAUGCAUUUCUCUGA
This is a messenger RNA of Cooperia oncophora, 333 nucleotides long. The record is from the annotation of a GenBank genome assembly. Lineage: Eukaryota; Metazoa; Nematoda; Chromadorea; Rhabditida; Trichostrongylidae.